Molecule: messenger RNA, 2197 nt
Organism: Peromyscus maniculatus bairdii (prairie deer mouse)
Lineage: Eukaryota; Metazoa; Chordata; Mammalia; Rodentia; Cricetidae
Source: RefSeq, a predicted model, not a curated record
UGGAGACAGAGGUUUGGCAAAGGGGUCGUGAUCCAAAGAUUGAAAACCACUGAUCUAUAUACCACUAUGUAAGUGAGGUACCAUCUGUCUUUUUGGGGUCUGUUUGUUCUUGGACUGACCUCAGCACAUCCUGUGGCCCUCAGGAAAGUCCUGCCAGGGUCACCGACAAUUGGGAGAUUGGACAAGCAAGGACUGAGCUUGGCUGGCGGCUGGCAGCCCUGGGGCAUUUUCUGACUCAUUUUGACACCUUCCUAAGGCUUUCUGCUGUUGCUGUCCUAGAGAGUGGCUGUCCCAGAAAACCAUCCUGUUAUUGAUCACUGUGGGACCAGGAAGCUCAAUCCCCAAGGGUGAAGUGUGGUUUGGAUGCUCGACUACCCUGGGAACGUGUAAGUCUUGACGAGCUGCAGUCCGUGGCUCUUCUUCCCAUCAGGCUCCCCUCGAAAUAAAUACAUGUCUCACAAAAUUGCUCGCGGACUGCUAUGCUCGGCUGGGAAGUUCCACCAGUCCUUGUGCAGGGAAGUUGUGAGCUGUGAGUGUGGUAUGGAGAGGGGAGAGAUGCCCGUGGAAGGGCAGGAUGGGCGGCCUGUUCCCGUGUGGCUGGGUGAAUCCCAGCGACGCAAGUGUGUUGGGGGAACGCUGCAAAGGGCCGCUUGGCCAAAUGGGCGGAGUCUUCAUUAGAGAAGACCCGGAUAUGGAGCCGAGGCGCAGAUGCGCCCUCUCUUGGACUGUGGAGGGGCUUGCCGAAGCCACGGAGAAAGUGCGGCUUGGUGACCUUCCCCACCGCCCAUCAGGAACUAGCAGCGGGAGUAGCGGAUUGCUGUGCCCCUGGGAACAGCGAGAUAGCGGCCGCGCAGCCGGACUCUUCUUUCUGACCUAUCACAUUUGGUGUGGAAAGUGUUGCUGGCUGUGAGGAAACCAGAUUUUAGAGAGCAGCGUCCACACUCCAUACAGGAAUCUAUUCUACGUAAUGGGUAUGAGUGAUUCUGCUAAGUUCCUACAACACCCAGGGCCCUGUGAUAACUGCUGAAAUCCUACCUGCUGCCUGUGUGUCUGACUGUGUAGAGACCUGAUUCUCAGGACAGCUUGCUAUUGACACGUUGAAAAUCCAUCCUCAGCCCAUUGAAUCUUGCAGCUGAGAGUCAGAUCUCCACUGUCUUCUGUGUGCUGUGUCCAUCGGAGAGAGAAUCAUGGGUCGAAGAGUUCUGGAAGCAGCCAGCUUCUCUCUGGUCUUGCUAGGCUGGCUAGUGGCCAUUAUCAGCUGUGGCCUGCCCUUGUGGAUUGUGACGAAAGUUUCUGAAGAGAACAGCAUUUGGGAGGGCCUGUGGAACAUCUGUGAUGCGGAAAUACACCAGAACGUGAUCUGCAUGCCCUACAACUCAAACCUGGUCAUGUCACAGGAGCUGCAGGGGUCUCGCGUUCUAGUGGUCAUCUGCAUCAUCAUCAUCUCAAUGGGUUUGCUGCUGUACAUGAUCAGAAAUAAGCUCAUCAAAGAUGAGUCAAAUAUGAACAAUGAAGGCAAGAUCAAGAUGGCGGCAAGUGGAUUGUUCGUGGGGGCUGGUCUGCUGCUGCUGGUGUCUGUGUCCUGGGUAACACACAAUGUCAUCAUUGACAUGAACAACUCUACAUAUGACCCCCAGUGGAAACCAAAGAUGGGAGCCUCACUCUACCUGGGCUGGCUCAGCUCCCUGCUGCUUCUCCUGGGAGGGGCCCUACUGGGAGGGGCCCUGCUGUGGUGCCAGGCCCCACUAACCAUGAGCAGCCUGUCCCAGUGAGGGACCUGACAAUACCCAGCUCACUCUUUCCGAGUGCUCCCAGGAAGGGCCCUCUUCUGAGAACAACCAUGUAUCAGUUGGCCCAAUCUGUGUUUUGGAUUUCUCAAUCUGUAGACAGCUCAGACCACCUUGUGACUGUUUAUUAUUCUGUAGAUGUUUCCUUCUGACUGAAAUACCUCUGGCCUGAUGGAAGAAGGAGAACUAGGAAGCUCAAAGCCUCCAGUGCCCUCCUCAGCCUCAGGGAACUGCUGCUGGGGAUACAAGGGAAGAGAAAACUCCUCCAUGGACCUGGCUGCAAACUGGCCCAGGGGACCUCCUGGAUGCAGCUGUCAUGAAUCAGCACAAUGUUGUGGUGCCUUUCCUGUGAAUGCAGCUGAUGAGUCACCCAUAAACAUGGGACCCCAAUAAAGUCACUGGUCCUCUAA